Lampris incognitus (smalleye Pacific opah) is the source of this 2014-nucleotide messenger RNA. RefSeq lists its product as uncharacterized. The record is from RefSeq and is a predicted model, not a curated record. The transcript has 2 exons. Bases 67 to 978 code for a protein of 303 amino acids. NCBI's taxonomy places the organism in Eukaryota, Metazoa, Chordata, Actinopteri, Lampriformes, Lampridae.
UGUAAAUAUAGCAACUGCGGUGAAAGGGAUCGCGGUUUUGUAAAAACAGUUCUCUUCAUUCUGAGGAUGUCGGAGUGGAACUGGCAGGAUGAGGAGAUCCGGGAGCUCCUCCUCAUCCGCGCCGAUGAGGACAUUUGCCGCCAGGUGUCCGGGACGGUACGGGACGCGGCGGUUUAUAAAACCAUAUCCUCCCUGCUCUCCGCCCGCGGCAUUCGCCGCACCAAGGCGCAGGUCCACAGCAAACUGCGAUGGUUAAAGAAGAAAUUCAACGCCGUGCACAACACCGUGCACGACAAGAGCAGAGGAACUGGAGCCGCGGUUGGACAGACGGACUGGAGGUUUUAUGAUCAGUGCCGGACCAUCUGGGGGGACGGACCACCCGCUGACCCGGCGUCCGUCUCCGGGAACGUGGCGCGUCCCGUUCAGCAGCGGAGGACCGUGGAGGAAGAGGAGGAGGAAGAAGAGGAGGAAGAGGAGAAUGACGAAGAGGACUGUCAGGUGUCCUCAGGCUCCUGCGGUUCUCCAUCCGAGACCCGAGUCGUCGUCCUUCCGGAGACCGGGAGACAGCCGCGUCACCCAGAUCCAGUCAGACCAAUGCACCACACAAACGCAAAAAAAAAAAAGAAGACCAAGAUGGAGCAGGCCACUGAGACUAUGACAUCCGCCAUCUUCCAGCUGUUGAAAGAGAUGGACCAGAGGUUCCAAGACCAGGAAGACUUGCGAGCCCGUCAGUACAUGGACUUUGAACGGGAGCAGCGAGAAGCAACGCACAAUUCAUUAAUGGCUCUUCAGAUGGCAAUGUGCAGAGAGAUGAGAGCCAUGCAGACAGCUCUCUGUGACCGGCUUCUAGCCAGGAUGCCAACUGCUGCAGCAGCUGCCAUGCCCCAGUAUGCAGACAAUUCAUUUUCACAGUUCAUGUCACAUGAUGGACAGGGAAGUGACGUUACGGAAGUGAUCAUAGGACGGGAAGUUGUCUGAUGUAACUGAAAUCUAUCGAUUCUGUUAGUUGUAAUUUAAGGUGUCUUGAUGCAUGCUCAAUAAUCCAGAUAAGAAAAUCAAAGGUUGAAUCAGUUCAUUUGGAUACAACAUUUAUUGACGGAUACAUUUCAUCACUCAAAUAAGUGACAUCUUAAGUCCAUACUGACUGCAGGUAUCCCCACCCCUUAUAAACAGUUUCAUAACGACUGAAACCAACGACCAGUUUCAUAUGCAGAUAUGGGUAUGACUAUUAACUAGAGUUUCGAUGGCCAUGCUAUUCACAGACGAUUUGUGAAUGUUUGCAAUCACAGCAUUGUAAGAUGAUGACAGAUGCAUAACAACAGAAACCAAUGAUCAGUUUCAUGUGCAAAUAUGGGUGUGAUCAUUAACUAGAGUUUCAAUGGCCAUGUGUAGUAUUCACAGAGGAUUUGGGAAUGUUUGCAGUUGCAGCAGUGUAAAAUGGUGACAGAUGUACUCUUAGGCCCCCCUCUCAGUUCAGAGAUUGUUGUUCCCUCUUAACAUAAAUGGCCUCUUUGACUCCCCAUUUGGUCAUUUAAGGUGGCUUUCUAAGUAGAAAAUUGACAUGUUGGUCCAAAAGGUGGGCUUAUCAACAAUCCCAGGAUUGUAAAUACAGGAAAAUUGUAGGACUGUGGUGUGAAAUAGUUGUUAGUCUGAGUUGAGGAAGUGUGUGAUAGAGGGGAAGUGUGUUCUGGAGAGUUGGUCUGGCCAAUGGAUCAAACCUACUUAUUUCAUGUUUCUUCUCUUUCUUGAGUGCAUGUGAUUAUGUUUACACUGGCAUGAAAAUGUGUGAUUUCCGUGUGCCUAGGCUGAUUUCCAUGUGACUAUGAGCACAUGCUAGGUUACGGAAUGAGACCCACAUGGCUGCAUGGUUUUCUAUGUAACAGUCACCAUUUGGCCAUUAAUGCCAUUGUAUCAGAAUGACCAGUCAGACUAGUCAAAUGAAAUCAAUCAGUCAAUCAGAUUUUAUUUGUAUAGCACGUUUCAUACAAACAAAGUGCUUCACACAAUAAAACAA